UGCGUCUUCCUUUCUUCUUUGGAGAGGGAUACGACCAAAGCUUUCUCUCUCUCUUUUCCUAGAUGCUUAGAAGGAAAUCUCUUCUUCUUGAUUGAUCGAUUCAUUCGUCAUCAAGAAGAAGAAGAAGAAAAGCAACAAAAAGGGAGAGAGGCGAGAAAAAGAAGUUUCUGCCCCAGGGAUAAAAGGGGAAAAUUUUAUCACCAUGGACUUGACUCCGACUACAACGAUAACAGCUGCUGCCACGGCUGUCAACGACAUAGAGUCAGCCGUUGAUCCCUUCUUGGUUGAGGCUCUUCAGAAUCCUCGUCAUCGUCUAACUAUUCUGCGGAUGGAACUUGAUAUCCAGAGGUUCUUGCAACAAUCUGACCAGCAUCAGUUUGAGUUCCAACAUUUUCCCACUUCCUACCUGAGGCUUGCAGCACAUCGUGUUGCUCAACACUAUGGGCUGAUAACUGUGGUUCAAGAUAAUGGUUUAGAUGGCCUGGGAAGCAGAAUCAUGGUGAAGAGAACAGGUGAAAUCAGAUGCCCUGCUGUCCGCUUGUCUGAAGUUUCAGCUAAACACUCAGAAAAUGAUAAACCUGAGCGGAUUAAAAUAGCUAUUAGGCCCAGGCCAAAUAGUGGAUCUUUAAAUGAAGCUAAUCAAAUUGGUAUCAAGAGAAGUCCUGUGAGAAGUGUGGAAGAGAGGAAGGAAGAGUAUGACAGGGCUCGAGCACGUAUUUUCAGUAGCCCUAGCAGUUCUGAUUCUGAUGAUUCUUCGCCUCAGAUUUCUGUUGAUGGAAAAAAUGAAUCUCUGAUCAGAGAUGAGGAUGAUAAUUGCCGGAACUCUGUGGUUGAUCCAGAGAAAAAUAUUACUGUCCGUGAUGGUACAUGUCGAGUAGCCAUUUUCAGAGACAGAGAGAAGGAUCGUACUGACCCAGAUUAUGACCGGAGUUAUCAAAGGUAUGUUAGAAGCAUUCCAUGUAACCAGAGCUUUGGCUUGGCUCCUUACGAUAUGCAGAAGAUUCAGAUUCCAUUCCUUCAGUAUGAUUCUGCUUUUCCUCAGUUGGGUCAGAUUCCAAGUACUCAAGCUUCCCUCAACUAUGGCAUUCCUGCAAGCCCAGCUGUGAGCCCUUUUUCUGCGGUGGGAUUGAAUCAAACUUCUAGAGAUGGUGCUUAUAUGCAGUGGCCAAGUGCUACAAUGAUGUAUUCACAUUCAUAUGAUCAGUUUAGACAUGCUGUGUUCCAGGCUCCAUUUUGUCACCAACCUCUGAGCUUUGAUUACUUGCAGAAUCGUUAAAUGGUACUAGUGCUUAACUGAGUAAUAUUAUGCAAAUUUCUCUACCUGUUAGGGUUUUAGUGUUGAUGAAUUUCUAGGUUCAUUGUUUAAAGACACUCUUAGACCAUUUAUCCCGUUCAUUUAGCUUCUUUGGUUUUUUUUUAUAAUGGACUAUAAUCUCAGUUAAGGAGUGUAACAAGGGUGCUUUUACUCUGUUUGCCAACUUGUUUAUUAUUUGCCUUGAUUUACUGGUGGAUGUCAUAUUGUGAGGAAAA
This is a messenger RNA of Theobroma umbraticum, 1530 nucleotides long. Its product is annotated as Single-stranded nucleic acid binding R3H protein. The record is from RefSeq and is a predicted model, not a curated record. Gene Ontology annotation, molecular function: nucleic acid binding. NCBI's taxonomy places the organism in Eukaryota, Viridiplantae, Streptophyta, Magnoliopsida, Malvales, Malvaceae.